AACUACAAAGCCAUAUGCCCAUUUAUCUCUCUUUCCAUGCAGCAUUAUCUCCACCGAAAGCCCAACCAAAAAAAAAAAAACACGAACACACAACAAUGGAGUCAAGAUUCUCACUUCUAAUAACAAUGGUGACUCUCUCUCCGUUCCUCGGCCCGGUCUGGCCAGCCGAUCCAACCGUGGCUGCCGGACGAUGGAAGAUUCUGAGCCGAAACAUCGGAAUCUCGGCAAUGCACAUGGCGCUUCUACCGAACGACAAAGUCAUUGUGUUCGACCGGACUGACUCCGGCCCGUCCAACAUAACCGGACCUGUUCAGGGAUGCCAAACCGACCAGGUAUGUUACGCUCACUCGGUUGAGUUUGACCCGGUCAAACGAACGGUCCGACCUUUGACUAUUUUGACCGACACGUGGUGCUCUUCCGGAGCGUUGUCGUCUGACGGCGAGUUGGUUCAGACCGGUGGUUACCGAACCGGAGAGAGAGUUGUGAGGUACUUUAGGCCCUGUCCUGAUUGCGACUGGCAUGAGGAUCCCAACGGUUUGGUUUCUCCGAGAUGGUAUGCCUCAAACCAGGUUUUGCCGGACGGUCGGAUCAUCGUGGUCGGCGGCAGGUUUCAGUUCUCGUACGAGUUCAUACCGAAAUCAGAUACAAAGCUAUACCAACUCCAAUUCUUGAAGGAGACACUCUUCUCGGCCAAGAUACCGAACAAUCUCUACCCUUUUCUUCAUCUUUCUCCUGACGGAAAUCUCUUCAUCUUCGCCGGCGAUCGUGGAAUAUUACUCGAUUACAACAAGGACGUAGUGAUCCGAAACUACCCGGUUAUGCCGGGUGGCAUUUCUCGUAAUUAUCCGAGUACCGGAUCCUCUGUUCUUCUUCCUCUGGUUCUCACUAGAGACAAUGCCGAAAACCCGGUCGCCGAAAUCUUAGUUUGCGGCGGAACCGAGCCGGAGGCGAACCGGAAAGCCGACGGAGGAAUCUUCGUACCGGCGUCGAGGAGCUGUGGCAGGAUGGUGAUUAACUCGGAAUCUCCGCAGUGGGAAAUGGAGGAAAUGCCUGUAGGCAGAGUAAUGGGUGACAUGAUAACGUUACCGAACGGUGACGUUUUGAUCGUGAACGGCGCCGCCAAGGGCUCGGCCGGUUGGGGAGUGGCGCGCGACCCGGUUCUGAACCCUGUUCUCUACCGGUUUAACCAAACCGGCUCCGGUUUAUCGAGGUUCCAGGUGUUGAACCCGUCGGUUAUCCCUCGGCUUUACCACUCGACGGCUCAUUUGUUGUCCGACGGAAGAGUUUUGGUCGGAGGAAGCAACCCUAACGUCAAUUACAAUUUCACGGCGAUGUAUCCGACGGAGCUCAGCCUCGAGGCGUUUUACCCGCCGUAUCUAACGGCUGACGCGCCUAGGCCCGUUAUCACGGCGUUAAACCCGGACGUUAAAUUGGCUUAUAGACAGAGGAUUCGCGUUGAGUUCAAGAUCAAGAGACGUGAACUCGACGCGACGGUGGCUAUAACGGUGGUUGCUCCGUCGUUUACGACACAUUCGUUCGCUAUGAACCAGAGGCUGCUGUUUUUGGCGUGCGGCGGAGCAAAGAGGAAGACUGCUGCGGCGGGGGACAGUUAUUUCGCCGUGGAGUGCGAUGCUCCGGCGACGUCCGCGGUGGCUCCGCCGGGAUAUUAUCAGUUGUUCGUUGUCAGCGGCGGCGUUCCUAGUCGCGCCAAAUGGAUCCACAUCAAAUAGAUUUGGGGGAUAAUUAAGGUGAACUUGUUAAAUUUUAAUAACGAACCUAUUGGGUAUGUAUCAUCAUUGUGUUCAAUUACUGAAUUUAUCAAACUGUAUUUUUCGAUCGCAA
Tarenaya hassleriana is the source of this 1842-nucleotide messenger RNA. Its product is annotated as aldehyde oxidase GLOX-like. Lineage: Eukaryota; Viridiplantae; Streptophyta; Magnoliopsida; Brassicales; Cleomaceae. The record is from RefSeq and is a predicted model, not a curated record. The transcript has 2 exons. Bases 15 to 1730 code for a protein of 571 amino acids.